AUGAGAGAGGUUAUGACGUAUUGUCUUGGAGACAUACCCUUUCCUCUUUCCAAUGGAUUGGACUCACUUGUUAAGACGAAUAAAAGCGCUCUUCUGAAUGUGCUCGAAUGCGAGGCUAAGACAGUCCAGAAUCAUUGUGUACAGGCAGUUCCAGUUGACAGUCCUCUCGUGAUCGAUGGCAUGGCUUUGCUACAAACAUUAAAGAAUCUACCAGCCACAUUAGAACAGCUUCCAAAGAAGAUUUUAAAUCAAGUAAUAUCCAGCGCGUUGUCACACAAAAGCACGCGAGUUGACUUUGUGACUGACACUUAUCCCACUAUCAGCAUUAAAGGAAUAGAGCGUACCAGACGAGCCGGCAAAGGGUCAGAAGUUAUAAAGAUUUAUGGAAAGACCCAGAAAACACCAAGUCAAUUCAAGAAGUUUCUUGCUCAUGGAUCUAACAAGGAACAUCUUGUUGAGUUUCCUUUCAAAACCUGGCAAGAUCUUUAUCUUCGAACGAAUAUCAAAUUGAUCAUCUCGCAUGGGAUUCACUGUCAUCAACUCACGUGGGAUACUCAUGGAAAAUGUCAUGUCGAAGAUGUUGAGGAAUUGAAUUGAAGGAGAGCCUGCCCGAAAGCCCUAGUCAAAUUGACGACUCUGGGCAGCCAGCCGCCGAGAAUUGUGAUUGGCUGAAAUUACGUUGACGACAGUUUGAUUGACAUGUUACGCUAAUUUAUUCAAAUAUUUAAAAAUAAAUACAGUAAAAACUAGAGGGCAGUCAGAGACUGCAUACCUCCGCCCGUUACUCGGAAGUGAAACGCAACCUUGGAAUUUCCUAAGAAAUCCACUUUAUAAUUCUUAAGCAUAAAAGAUUUCAGGCCCCCGCGAAUUGAAAUCGAAUUGCUAAUAGAACAUAUUACUGUUGUUGUACUGUACAGUACUUGUAAAAUAAAAACUUGCGCGUGCAGUAAUUUUCACAGUUGUGCUAUUUUAAAUUCCCAGGCAGCUAAAAUCUUUUGUCUUUAAAACAAUGUCGAUUUCUUGGGAAAUUCCGAGGUUGCGUUCUUUUUAUACAACCUGUAUUGAAGUAAUCUAAUGUUGUUAGAAUUUGAAUGGACUGGCACUUUGCUGAACGUAAUAAUGCGUAACUCCGUAAGCCUUGUUUUAGACAUUGAAUUUCGGUCGCGUGAAAUGCAACUAAGACAAUAGAUAAUGAAGGCCGAAGCUUAAUGAGGUUUAUCAUCUCAUUAUUGUCUUAGCACUGAGUGCAUAAAUUAUACACGUCCUAAUUACGCAUUCAGUAAUAUUUUUUGUUAAUUGACCGGGAAAAGCAAGACAAAAUUUUGUUCAUUUCUCGUUCAAUUUUUAACCAAAUUCAAACAAAUUUUAAUCUGUUCUUCGUUAGCCGAUGGGAAAUGCAUUCGAAAAAUUUCGUACGGAUAUGUUUGGUAUUUCUUGAGUUAUCGUGCUCACAGACAAACACACACACACAUACACACACACACAUACACACACACAUACACACACAUACACACACACACACACAUACACACACACACACACACACACACAUACAAACCCAGAUGAUUACAUAACCUCCUGGCGGAGGUAACAAACGGCAUCGCUAUAUUAAAGUGUAAACCUGUCGGCUAAAAUAUAAAAUUCAAAAGACAAAGUGUAAAAUGUAUAACAUAUACCGGUAUCUAAACAGAAUACGGCAAGCCAUACUGCUAUUACUGCAUAUGUCGUAUGAUUUUACCGUAUGGUCACUAUAGUAUAUAGAGUAUAAAACCUUGGCUGUCCUUGCCUUGUUUAUAUUUUGCUGGCUGGCAAAUUACGAUUAUAUAAAACAAUACAUUCUCGAUUGUGUUUAAUACACCAUAAUAAUACGAAGCUCUCUUUGGAGCAUUUAAAAUACAUUUGCCUGCCAACGAGUAUAACACGGGAAGGGGUGCAUUUAAACUUUUCCUAAGUCAUUAUAUCUAAUACUGCAAUAUUUAUAACUGUAGUACAGCCAUACAGGUGCAAAGCAUAAUAUAAUUUUGAACGGUCUUCGUCUACUACUAAUUUCCAGACAAAGUCGAAGGGCCUUCGCUCGAAAAGCCGACGUUUUGCUUGUAUUUCCAGGCAGUUGAAUCGCUAUCCAUCUAUUGUAAAAAGUUUAUUGAAAGCAUGUAGCGCAGGCUAUAGUAAAUAAUUUUAAGUCAUCAAUUUAUACAAAACUAUUUCGAGUGGCCGGUGUUAAUAUGGAAUAUUAACUAAGUGGGCGGCAUCAAUUUGACUAGGGCUUUCGGGCAGGCUCUAGUUAUAAAAGAGCCGGCCACGCUGGCUACGAAGAAGCAGACACUCGUCUCCUGCUACACGCCAAGAACGCCAGUGACACGGGUGAGCAUUCUUCUGUGGUUAUUAGAAGUCCAGAUACUGAUGUCGCCAUCAUUUGUUUAAGGUUUUCUGUAGCCGUACCACAUCUAUACUUCCAAACUGGAAAGCGAAAUUUACAACGCAUCAUUUCUAUUGAUUCAAUGGUCCAAGCAUUAGGAACAGAUGUCUGUAGAAGUCUUAUUGGUCUGCAUGUUUAUAGUGGUUGCGACUCGACAAGUGCAUUUUACGGUAAAGGAAAGAAGAAGGCGUACGAUGUAAUGAAAUCAGAUCCAAAGUUCAUUGAAUGCUUUGCUGGUCUCGGCGAGUCAUUCACAGCAUCCCCAGAGCUUGUGGAAGUCUUGGAGGAAUUCACUUGCAAGUUGUAUGGUGAUUCAUCAGAGGAAAUAGAUGUUUGCAGGUACAAGUCGUUCUGUGCAACAACAUCAGAAAAAAAGCUUGCCACCGUGUAAAGAUGGGUUGCUACAACAUAUUAAGAGAAGUUCGUAUCAAGCUGCCAUACACCAAAGAGCAAUUCAGCAAACCAUAGAUGCUCCGUCUCCUGACGGCUACGGCUGGUCUGUCAAAGACGGAGUUAUUGAUGUUGUGUGGAAGACCAAACCUGCGGCUCCAGAAUAUCUACUGAAGGAUGUUAAAUGCGGCUGUGAGACUACCAAGUGCAUUAAGGGUGGCUGUUCAUGUUUAACGAACAAAUUGUUAUGUACAGACAUGUGCAGAUGCAAGGACUGUGGGAAUGGGAAAGAUGACAACGAAACCGAAGUACCCGAUGAUUCAUCUCAAAUCAGCGCCGUUGAGGAUGACUUGGAUUUUCCACCCUUUAGUAUAUGA
This is a messenger RNA of Paramuricea clavata, 3186 nucleotides long. NCBI's taxonomy places the organism in Eukaryota, Metazoa, Cnidaria, Anthozoa, Malacalcyonacea, Plexauridae. The record is from the annotation of a GenBank genome assembly.